AUGUCAUAUGACUAUAACUGUUGGGUUUGCUUUGAAUUGUUCACUGAACCAGUGACAUUAUAUUGUUCACAUUCAUUUUGUAAAGAAUGUAUAGAGAAAUCAUAUCAUAUCGAACAAUUAUGUCCAUUUUGCAGAAAAGAAAUUCAAAUGCCACUACCACCAAUUGAUAAAGAAUUGAAUAAAAAAAUUUUAAAACUUAAAGGUUUUGAUGUUGAUGAAAAUAAUAAUAACACAAAUAACAAUAAUAACAACAACAACAACACAAGUAAUAAUAAUAAUAAUAGAGAUGUAGUUAUGGAAGAAUCUCAACCAAUUAAAAAAAUUACAUAUGGUAUUUUAAAUUUACCAAGUACAAUUUAUGCACAAAUUUUUUCAGAAUUUCCAGUUAAAGAGAUAUUAAAAUUCUCAUUAGUUUGUAAAGAAUUUAAUAAAGCAAUUAAUCAUAAAUUCUUAUGGAAGAUUAAAUUAUUCCAAUUUAUUGAAUUUUUUAAUACAGAAAAAUAUGAAUAUGAUUAUAAAAAAUGUUUUAAAAUUUGUUAUCAAAAUGAAAAGAAUGAGAAUAAAGGAGCAGCAGGUACAUUUAAGAUGGUACCAUUUAGAGGACAUUCACAACCUAUUACAUCCAUUCAGCAUAUUGGUAAUGUAAUGUGUACUGGUAGUGUUGAUUCAACGGUAAAGGUAUGGGAUUUGUCAUCGAAAAAAGGUACAAACACUCAAACAUUUACAGGACAUAGUGGAAGUGUUACAUGUAUUAAACAACGUCAAUAUUCAGUUAUAUCAGGUAGUGAUGAUUGUUCAGUUAGAGUUUGGGAUUUUGAGAAAGGUGUGGAAUCAAAUUGUUUGAAAACUGAAUCACCAAUUCUAUCAAUUGAUUAUAAUGUGAAUAUCGGGGGUGACGGUCAAAUAAUUGCAACUAAUAAAGACACAAUCCAAAUUUGGGAUCAUAGGGAUAAACAAAGUGGUGAUGGUAUGGUUGGGAUUAGUGGUGAGGUGUUUUCCUCAAAGUUUCACUCAAACGGUCACCUAUUCGUCCACACUAGUGAUUAUUUAGAUUCAUGGGAUUUAAGAAGAUUCGAUAGACCAAUACUCAGAUUACCAAGCCCACAAUGGUAUCAACCAACUAAAGAUUUCGUUUACGUUUUCUCAAAUAAUCGUAGUAUUUUAAAAUAUAAUAUUUUAAAUGGAAAGUUAAUGGGAUCAAAAUCAUUAUCAAAUCAUUUCUCAAUUGCUGGCGGCCACCAAUUAUUCUCGGCCACCAACGAUAACGUAGCUUACAAUAUUGGUGAUUUUAAUGUCCAUCUUUUAGAUUCAAAUUUAAAUCCACUUCUUGUACUCUCAAAUCAUACAAAUCAAAUUAAUAGUAUCACAAUUGAUAAUAAAAAGAUUUUAACAGGUUCAAAAGAUAAUACUAUCAAAGUAUGGGAUAAACAAUCUGGAAAUCGUUUAUAUUCAUUACUUGGUGGUUCAAAUAUCGUUAAUCCAUCCGAUCCAAUUCCAUUAACUCCUGGCUGUAGUUUAGUAAAUUAUGAUAGAUCUCGUAUUAUUGGUGUUUUCAAUAAUUUAGUUAGAUUAUAUAAUUUUAAUUUAGAUUAA
Messenger RNA from Dictyostelium discoideum AX4, 1593 nucleotides. RefSeq lists its product as hypothetical. The record is from RefSeq and is a predicted model, not a curated record. Lineage: Eukaryota; Evosea; Eumycetozoa; Dictyosteliales; Dictyosteliaceae. The transcript has 3 exons. The coding region runs from base 1 to 1593 and encodes 530 amino acids.